Molecule: messenger RNA, 963 nt
Organism: Letharia lupina
Lineage: Eukaryota; Fungi; Ascomycota; Lecanoromycetes; Lecanorales; Parmeliaceae
Exons: 3
Coding region: 1-963 (320 amino acids)
Biological process (GO): endoplasmic reticulum to Golgi vesicle-mediated transport
Cellular component (GO): endoplasmic reticulum-Golgi intermediate compartment; Golgi membrane; endoplasmic reticulum membrane
Source: RefSeq, a predicted model, not a curated record
AUGAUGCGCUCUCCGCCCCCUCCCCAAUCUCAGGGAGGUUCGAAUUAUGGGAGUCCUUACGGCCAAAUGGGGGGCCCUGCCCAACAAUCUGGCGGAGGAGGUCCAUUCGCACCUGCGUUCGGCGGCUUCGUGAACGAUCAGACUGCCCAAAUGGGCUUCCAAGUUGGGCAGAAAGCCGUGAUGGCCGGUCAGGAGUAUAUGGAACAAAGCAUAAACCGCUACGUCUCCAUCCCAGCUCUGAAACACUACUUCAACGUCUCUACCCCCUACGUCCUGCGCAAGAUUCUUCUUGUCCUCUUCCCUUGGCGGCAUAAACCAUGGUCUCGAGAACAAAGACCUUCCUCUACAGCUCAAGACCCCAGCACGCCCAACACAGCCUACUCAUACUACUUCCUUCCGCCUCGGGACGAUCUGAACUCCCCGGACAUGUACAUCCCUGUCAUGGCAUUCGUGACAUACAUUCUUCUCUCCACGCUAUUAGCAGGUCUCCGAGGAGCCUUCCAUCCAGAGGUUAUGGGCCUCACAGCCACAGCUGCCUUCGCGGUUGUAGCGGUGGAAAUACUGGGACUCAAAUUCGGGACAUACAUACUGAGCAUAAGCAAUGACAGCCAAUUACUCGACCUCGUCGCAUAUUCUGGAUACAAAUUCGUUGGCGUUAUUGUCACACUGGUCGUAGCUGAGAUACUGAACCGCGGGAAGGGGACAGGAGGAUGGGUAGGCUGGACUGUUUUCACAUAUACAUUUCUGGCUAACGCUUUCUUUCUUCUCCGUUCGCUCAAAUACGUCCUCCUCCCGGACUCUUCUUCCACCCCAGCAGGCGGCAUGCAAACGGUCGACCGCGCGCAGCGAAACCGGCGAACACAAUUCCUCUUCCUAUACAGCUACGUGGUGCAAUUUGUCUUCAUGUGGGUGCUCAGCAGGCAGGAUUCUGCCACUGCCACGGUUGUAGGCAUAAAAACAUAA